ACCACGCCCCCGGAAGCGGUGCCCGGGUUCAGAAAGCGCGCGCGGAACGCGGGCUUGGGACCCGGCACAGGGGAGCCGGGGAGCGGAGCCCGGGUCAGGAGUCCCCGGAGGACCAUGGGCGCCACCAGGCUCUACACCCUGGUGCUAGUGCUGCAGCCUCAGCGGGUGCUCCUGGGCAUGAAGAAGCGAGGCUUUGGGGCCGGCCGCUGGAAUGGCUUCAGGGGCAAAGUUCAAGACGGAGAGACCAUCGAGGACGGGGCCAAGAGGGAGCUGCAGGAGGAGAGCGGUCUGACUGUGGACGCACUUCACAAGGUGGGCCACAUCGUGUUUGAGUUCAUGGGCGAGCCUGAGCUGAUGGACGUGCACAUCUUCUGCACAGACAGUGUCCAGGGGACGCCCGUGGAGAGCGAUGAAAUGCGCCCUCGGUGGUUCCAGCUGGACCAGAUCCCCUUCUCGGACAUGUGGCCCGAUGACAGCUACUGGUUUCCCCUCCUGCUCCAGAAGAAGAAAUUCCACGGGUACUUCAAGUUCCAGGACCCCGACACCAUCCUGGACUACACGCUACGCGAGGUGGAUGAGGUGGACGAGGCAGAAGUGCGCUGGCCCCUACGGGCCAUGGGACCCACUUCACCCGUUCACUGAGCCCCGAGGCAGAGCUGGGGUCUUGGGGGUGGGGUGGGGUGGGCGGAGGUGAAAAUAAAGACCUUUUACCUUUUCCACAUUCCUCGCAGGGCCCGGUUGGGCCGUGACCGCUCCCUGGGACAGAGCAGCGCCAAGGGGACAGCUGGAGGGCUGGGUGCUGCCCUGUGCGGUGCCAUGGGCUCUUGCUGGGACCAGCGUGGGCGAGCAGCUGUACCCUCCUUGUUCCCCACCCCUCCAUCAAGGGGAAACUGAGGAACAGUCAUGGCCCAGGGCUAAAACCCUGGUCUAAGGCACCGGAGGCUGUCCCCUAUGGGACCCCAAGGGACAGGGUGUUCUCGUCCACAUCUCUGCCACCAGGAAGGGGGGAGGCAGACAACACACAACUUACCCAACUUUCAUAAACAGAUUUAAUGGUUGUUCGUGUUUAUUGAUAAAAACUUUGGAAUGUA
This is a messenger RNA of Leptonychotes weddellii (Weddell seal), 1091 nucleotides long. It is a transcript of the gene NUDT1, whose product is annotated as nudix hydrolase 1. Gene Ontology annotation, cellular component: cytoplasm. Gene Ontology annotation, biological process: DNA protection. The record is from RefSeq and is a predicted model, not a curated record. Gene Ontology annotation, molecular function: 8-oxo-7,8-dihydroguanosine triphosphate pyrophosphatase activity. NCBI's taxonomy places the organism in Eukaryota, Metazoa, Chordata, Mammalia, Carnivora, Phocidae.